AACAAAGAGAGGAUAGAAGAACCAAUUGCGGUAUUCUGGUUUACUAUCAUAUAGAAUAGAUAUGAAGAAACGAGUCCCACAACUGCAAUUAGGAAGAACACAGAAACAUUAACAGCAACACUUUUGACACACCCUUCGAAGAGUAGCAUUCUGCACACUGGCAUACUUCCUGUCACUUCUUGCUAAAAGACUCCUUGUGAGCACUCCGAAAAGAUUGUCGCCUUUGUUUUUCUCUCGUUCCUUCGCUCGUUUAGAAUGUGCUGGCGCUGCCAUGGAACGCAAGGAAAUGGGUAUUAUCUACGAACAAGGAGUGGAAAAGGAAAAGUUCAAUGUAGAUAAUAUCCUCCAUGUGUUCUUGGUGCCAAACGGAGAUAAGAAAGAGAACGCCUACAUUCUCUGUGAUAGAGAAGAGGUUGAUGGAGCUCUUAUCGACCCCGGAACGAACGAGUACAAGCUGAUCCGCGCUCUCGAAGACUACCGUGUGAACAUCACGAAAGUCUUCAUCACGCAUGCUCACGAAGGUCAUGUGAAAUGCAUUCAAGAGCUUCUGCACGACAUCGGAGAUCUCACGAUCUACCUCAAUGAAGCAGAUCGUCCGCUCUUCGAUUCCAUCGUAGCGAAAGGCCUGACCGCAGAAGACGAAAUGCAAAUCAAAUACUUGAAGCACAUGGAUGAAGUGGCCGUGGGAAGCCAUAAGGGAAAAGUGUACCAUACGCCGGGACACACGCCAGGCUCGCUGUGCUAUCACUUCGGGAACUUUUUGUUCACUGGAGACACGCUGAUGUGCAACAAAGUGGGCGAGACGACUGCUGAGGGAUCGGACUUGGAAUUGAUGAAGAAGUCGAUUAAGGAGCUGAUUCUGCCGCUGCGGAAGGAAACGAUGAUUCUGCCUGGACAUGGACCGUUCAGCAGUGUGGGAACCGAGGCUCUGUUCAAUCCUGUGGUGGGAAAGAAGGGAAAUCAGUGA
Messenger RNA from Blastocystis hominis, 967 nucleotides. RefSeq lists its product as hypothetical. The transcript is spliced from 7 exons. The record is from RefSeq and is a predicted model, not a curated record. Lineage: Eukaryota; Bigyra; Opalinata; Blastocystidae. The coding region runs from base 272 to 967 and encodes 231 amino acids.